Messenger RNA from Nothoprocta perdicaria, 2280 nucleotides. RefSeq names its product trafficking protein particle complex 13 (gene TRAPPC13). The record is from RefSeq and is a predicted model, not a curated record. Gene Ontology annotation, cellular component: TRAPPIII protein complex. The transcript has 13 exons. NCBI's taxonomy places the organism in Eukaryota, Metazoa, Chordata, Aves, Tinamiformes, Tinamidae. The coding region runs from base 294 to 2192 and encodes 632 amino acids.
UGGGCCAGGCUCCCGAGCGUUGCUAUUUUGUGUACGGCGGCCGCGCGCGAGCCACCCCCCGACGGGGGUAGUUUGGCCUGACAGCCUCGCCGUAGGUGGUGGCGCCUGGCGCCAUGGACGUCAACCAGCCCAAGCAGGAGCACUUGCUGGCGCUGAAAGGUCCUGUUUUCCACUGGUCUAUGCAGCACGAGGCAAGGAAAUUCUUGUAAAUAAGAUGUGUUUCGGUCUAGAUUUGAGAGUCCUAAUCGAGAGACUGUUCCAUUUCCUAAUAAUUGGAUCCCUGCUGUGCAAGAAUGGAAGUGGUCUUGCAUUAUCGACCACAUCAGAGAGAUCUAAGGAAACUGCAAACAUUUGCAGAAGCAGCAGUGAAGGAGUUUCCCACUCGUCAGUUACCAAGAUUCACAGCGUGGUUUCCAAAUGAUUUAUACAGACUUCCCCUCAAACCAAAAAGGCAGCCACCUGUUAUCUCAUGUGAGGAAGCAGCAGAAGUGAAACGACGUUCUACAGCUUCAGAAUACGUGGUAGGAUCUCCUGAUUAUGACUGUACAAGAAAUCUCCUUGAGUUUCAGCCUAACGUGAGACAUGGGCAGACUUUAAUCCAAGCUGUUCACAGACCAAUUAACGUGGAGAAUCAAGAAGAAUCACCACUUAAUGAGAAACAAAAAUUGAAAAGGUCUUGGAGUGUCUCUCUCCCUAGUGCUAAGAUCAAAGAAAAGAUUCUUCCUUUGUCUGAAGAGCUGCAGAGUAAUUUGGAAAGACUGAAACUACAUGUGUUUUAUAGAGCCAAGUGGACGAUCGAACAGUCUAUUUGCAAUAACCAAACUUUGGAGGACAUUUGGGUGAAACUGAAUAAGCUCAUCAAACACAAUGAAUUACCGUCUUGCAAUGCUACAAUCCAAAGAUCUGUGGGCCAGAUAUGGAUUUUCUGUGAUAUAUUAUACUGUGAAUAUGUUAGAAAUGUUCUUAGAGAAAGGCUAAGUCUUACUGUGAUGAGGCUAACCAAGCCUACUUUGUUCACUAAUAUUCCGGUGACUUGUGAAGAGAGAGAUUUGCCAGGUAAUCUAUUUAACCAGCUCAUGAAAGAUGAUCCUUCUACAGUAAAUGGAGCAGAAACUUUGAUGUUAGGAGAAAUGCUUACUUUGCCUCAAAAUUUUGGAAAUAUAUUUCUGGGAGAGACGUUUUCCAGUUACAUUAGUGUACAUAAUGAUAGUAAUCAAAUUGUCAAGGACAUACUGGUAAAGGCUGAUCUUCAGACAAGUUCUCAGCGCUUGAAUCUUUCAGCUUCUAGUGCAGCAGUGACAGAACUCAAACCAGACUGUUGUAUUGAUGAUGUGAUUCAUCAUGAAGUAAAGGAAAUAGGAACACACAUCUUAGUUUGUGCAGUAAGUUACACUACACAGAUGGGAGAAAAGAUGUACUUCAGAAAGUUCUUCAAAUUUCAGGUUCUCAAACCGCUCGAUGUGAAGACUAAGUUCUAUAAUGCAGAGACAGAUGAAGUGUUUCUGGAAGCUCAGAUUCAGAAUAUCACCACCUCUCCAAUGUUUAUGGAGAAGGUUUCUUUGGAGCCAUCUAUUAUGUACAACGUUGCAGAACUGAACACAGUUGACACCUCAGGGGAAAGAGCAUCUACUUUUGGCUCAAGGACUUAUUUACAGCCUAUGGAUACACGUCAGUAUUUAUACUGCCUGAAGCCAAAGCAGGAAUUUGCAGAGAAAGCUGGAGUAAUAAAAGGUGUAACAGUGAUUGGGAAACUAGACAUCGUCUGGAAAACAAACCUGGGUGAACGAGGGAGGUUGCAAACUAGCCAGCUCCAAAGAAUGGCUCCCGGCUACGGCGACGUGAGGCUUUCUCUGGAGACCAUACCAGACACUGUCAGUUUGGAAGAACCUUUCAACAUUACGUGUAAAAUAACAAAUUGCAGCAGUGAAAGGACUAUGGAUCUGGUUUUGGAGAUGUGCAAUACAAGCUCCAUCCACUGGUGUGGAGUUUCAGGAAGGCAGCUUGGAAAGCUGCACCCAAGUUCCUCCCUCCAUCUCGCCCUGACGUUACUGUCUUCAGUGCAGGGACUGCAAAGUGUCUCUGGCUUAAGACUAACAGACACAUUUUUGAAGAGAACAUAUGAGUACGAUGACAUUGCACAAGUCUGUGUGGUUUCUUCAGAAGUCAAAAAGAUAAAGGAAGAAGUUCUGUAAAUACUUUUGCUGGGCUUUUCUGGACCAACCUGCUAUGGCUUUGCGGCUGAAUUAUUAAAACAUGUAAAAAGAGGAAAAAAACAAUAUA